This is a messenger RNA of Cuscuta campestris, 4731 nucleotides long. NCBI's taxonomy places the organism in Eukaryota, Viridiplantae, Streptophyta, Magnoliopsida, Solanales, Convolvulaceae. The record is from the annotation of a GenBank genome assembly.
AUAUCUACUUAAAUCCCCUUCCAUGGCUCCCCCAUACCGCAGGAUCUGAAUCCCAAGUGUUCCUAGAUUUGUUCUUUCCACUGCGAUUUGUUCAUCUUUUUUCCAUUGAAUUAUUACCAUUAUUAUCAGCCAAUGAUGAUAAAUCUUUAAGGCUUGUUUCUCAAAACAUUCGCAGUGGCCGCCUAAGUGCUUUCGCCUUUCGCCGGGCUUGAGAGCGCAUGCUGCUUUCGUCCUUCCCUGGAUGUCUGAGGCUUUUUGAAUUCUCUCCGUUUUCUUUUCUGUUUUUGUUUUCAGAAAUUCUUCGUUAUUGUUUCUGCGUUUUCAAUUUGAAGAUGUUUUGAUUCGUUUUUAUCAGAUCUUAUGUGCUUAAGUUAAAUGGAAUGGUGUGAUGAUGAUGAAGAAAUGAAAGGCUUGUUUCUCCGAACAUUCGCAGUGGCCGCCUAAGAGCUUUCGCCUUCGCCGGUCUUGAGAGCUUAUGCUGUUUAUGUCCUUCCUCGGAUGUCUGAAUCGCAUCUUUCCUUUUCACUUUUUCUAAUUUUUGUUCGUUCUUCAGAGAUUUUCUGAUUAAGCUCUGCAAUGGAGAUAUGGAGGCAGUGAUGAUUAAACCAAUUGUCCUUUGGUACAUUGACCCAUACGGGCCCCACUUGAGGUUGCGUAUCCAAAUUCCCCCCCUCUCUCUCUCUCUCAUUUCGCUGUUAAAAAUCCUCGUUGACUGUAACGUUCCCCUCUCUCUCUAGCCUUAGACUUCUGCGGGAAGCCUCGUGCCGGAGACAAUUCCCGGCGAAGGAUCCGUUUCUACUCCGGCGGCGUCCGGAGCUCUGCUGCGGAAUUGGGGUGUAGAUUUUUGAAAGCUCGAGCUUGAAGAUUUUGCCUCUUCCUGGUAUUUGAUUUAAGCAAUGAGGUGCUGAGAUUAGUUGUUCUUCAAUGUUUGCUAUGCGAAAAGCUCAAAAUAUUAAAGACUUGACUGCAAUUUGUUGGACAGUCGCUUGAAAAGUAGAGUAUUAUUUUUCUUCAUAGAGUCUAUGAUGAAGAGGUUGAGGUCUAGCGAUGAUCUUGAUUCGUAUGGAGAGAAGGUUGUGCCGAAAGAUUGGGGAAGGAGGGAGGAGGAUUCCAGUUUGCAUCGAUCCUCUUCACACCAAAGCUUUUAUUACAAGUCUGAGAGUGGUAGGAAGGGGAUGCCUUCAUCAUCGUCGUCUAGGUAUGAUCGGUCAGAUGAUGAUAGAGACAAUUUGAGAUCUGUUAGAAAGCGGUCAGAAUUUGAUGCUGACAAUUAUGAUAGACGGAACAACUAUGACCGGUACAGCUAUGGAAACGAGCGAGGGGUCCCGAGCUCUUCUUCCCCUAAGGGAGGGUAUAGUGCAGAACGUUUUCAUCGGUCUGAAAGCUUUUCUGCAACACGGAGGGAAAUUCCGAAAGGAUUUAGAUCAGAGAGGGACAGGUCCCGGAGAGAGGGGAGUGUGUCAUCCUGGCGCAAGAUUGGUUCUGGAAAAGAUGGUGAUGAAGUGAAUAAAUGCAGCGGUGAGUUAGUUGGAGAAACUCAAACUGAAUCAGAUGACGGUUUUAGGGCAAAGUCUCCAACAGGGCUUAGAGAUGCUGGGAGUGAACAAUCAAGGAGUAUAGAGAUCAAAAGAGCCGAAAAUAUGCAAGUAAAUAGCAGUGGCCAGAGUAGUGAGAUGGAAGAGGGAGAAUUACAACCUGAUCCUCAUCCAUUAACUGGCACAGAGACUGCUGUUCAAAGUGAAACUCCUCCUGGGUUGAACUCAUCAAUGAAGCAGCUUAACCAUGAGAAUCAGAUGCAAGGUAAGGAAUUAGAGGAUGAUAAAAAUCUGUUACUUGCAGAAAAGAUUGGAUCUAAUAAGGCGUGCUUGACUGGAGUGGAGUCUGAAGAGAAGCAGUCUGAAAAUGCCCAUUGUAUGCUGAAGGAAGUUACGGAUUUACCUGAUGGCAAGAGUGGUUUUUUGGGGACAACUGGGAAUGAAGAUACAAAUGUGAAAGAAAUUGAUAAAAUUGACAAGGUUGUGAAUAAUCAUGACGAAAGUACCUCUUCUCAGAAAGAAAUUCUAGUCAUGCUUUCUGAGAAGUCUUCGCCAUCAAGAAAACCAGAUGAAAAGAAGUGUAUUUAUCCUGAGGAUAUAUCAGAUCACAUCAAGUUAGCUAAGGUUGAGAAAGAAACUGGAGCCUCUGAAGCUGUUUUGUCUGCUGCGCAGGACGAUAGAAUCCAAGCUGCCAAGGACAAGGGGAAAAGUGUGACAAUUACAAGUUUUCCUGCAGCUGCAUUCAGGUUUGAAGGAGAUUCAAUGGGGCAUGCAUCUUCUAGGGACUUUGAUAUGGGAAUGCCUAGUGCAAGAGGUCUGGAUCUGUUCUCAUCUGGUCCAGUAAAGAAACCCGACGAAACAGAUCAUUUGAGCACUCACAAGCCCAAGGAUGAGAAUAAGCUUGCUCUGGAGCCUCUUGAUCUUUCUCUUAGUUUGCCAAAUAUAUUAUUGCCCAUUGGUGCAAAAAAUGCAGUUGACCCUCCUGGUUCUCCAAGUCAAGCCAGGAGCUUCCAAUCAUAUGAUAGCUCAUUUCGAACAAACUCUGAUGGGUUUACUAUGUCUAUGUCCUUCUCGGGAUCACAACACUUCACACACAACCCGAGCUGCUCUUUAACACACAAUUCAAUUGAUUAUGAGCAAUCUGUUAAGAGUAGACCCUUAUUUCAAGGCGUGGAUUGGCAAGCCCUUGCUUCAAACGAGCAGAAGGACACUGAACUUCAAAUAUCUCAAACCAUUUUAUCAAAUGGUGCUGGUGUUCAACGACAGUCCCAAUCAUCUGCAGGAAAUUCAACCGGUCAACCCGUGGCUAAGCAUCUUCGUGCUCUGGAAGAAAACUCAAGAACACCUGUUGUACUGGAUCAUCAACUGAGUUUUAAUAGACAUGUAUCUGGUACACGGUCUCGUUAUAUGAAUGGUGCCAGAUCAUCACCUCCACGGAGUGUUGGAUCAUUUGAAACUGGAUCAGAUUACACUAUAGACAAGAAGCAUGCCUUGAGGGAAAAAGAUAACAGUUUUUUACGCAGAUCCAAUCACAUUGAUGAGAAAGAACAUGGAUUAACAGCGGAAGCUGACUUUACCGAAUCAAUUAUAACGACAAUGGUCUCCGAACCUUUGCAUGUGACUUCCAGGAGAUUUAGUGAAAUGCCUGGUCAACAUCUGGUAUCUUUGAAAGAGUAUGUUAAUGACAUAAUAUCAAAUCCGGGAAAGCAGUGGCAGCUAACAACUCUUCGAAAAGCACUCCAGAAGAGGACUGAUGCUACCUCAGAGACACUAAUGAAUUUACACCGAACUCAAUUGGAGAUAUUGGUAUCUCUUAAAACUGGCCUUCAAGAAUAUCUGCAACAAAGUUAUGACAUCUCAUCAUCUGUUUUGGCAGAGAUAUAUCUGAACUUGAGAUGUAGAAACGUCGCAUGCCGAAGUCUCCUUCCUGUGGAUGAUUGUGACUGUAGAGUUUGCUCCCAGAAAAUUGGUUUCUGCAGUGCGUGCAUGUGUCUUGUGUGUUCCAAGUUUGAUAUGGCUUCUAACACAUGUAGUUGGGUUGGAUGUGAUGUGUGUCUGCACUGGUGUCAUGCGGACUGUGGGCUUCGUGAAUCUUUUAUUAGAAACGGGCGAAGUGCAUCUGGGGCCCAUGGUGGUACGGUAGAGAUGCAGUUUCAUUGUGUUGCAUGUGAUCAUCCUUCUGAGAUGUUUGGCUUUGUCAAAGAAGUUUUUCUGAACUUUGCCAAGGACUGGAGUGCAGAAACACUUUCCAAGGAACUUGAAUAUGUGAGAAGAGUUUUCUUUUCCAGUGAAGAUGUUAGAGGCAAGAGGUUACAUGAGAUUGCCAUUCAGAUGCUGACCAAGUUAUCGGUUAAGGUUGACCUUCAAGAAAUUAAAAACCAAAUCAUGCAAUUCCUGUCUGAAGCAGAGCCAGUAAGGUCCGGGAAUGCGCCAAUUGUCCCAAGAAAGGAAUUAGAGAGCACAAGCCGCGAAUUGAAUAACCGAAUAGUGGGAUCCAGUAGCUAUGGACCAGUGUGGUCAAAGAGUCACUAUUCCGAAAAGUGCCCUCCCUUGGAGAAGUCUGCGGCUUUACCUUCAAACUACGAGUGCAAUCGGAAUGACAAACCGGUCCUGAGCCCAGCUUUACAGACAAGUCUUAUGAUUCCAAAAGAACCGGUCUUUGAUGAGCUGGAGAGCAUUGUGAAAAUCAAACAGGCAGAGGCCAAAAUGUUCCAAUCGCGCGCUGACGAUGCGAGGAGGGAAUCGGAUGCCCUGAAACGAAUCGCAGUUACAAAGAGCGAAAGGGUGGAAGAGGAAUUCGGGAGCCGGAUCGCAAAGCUGCGUUUGGCUGAGGCGGAGGAAAUAAGGAAGCAGAAAUGGGAUGAGCUCCAGACAGUGGAAAGAUCCUAUCAUGACUAUUUCAAUAUGAAGAUGAGGAUGGAAUCAGACAUCAAAGAUCUCUUGUUGAAAAUGGAAGCUACUAGAAGGAAUCUCUCUAUGUAACAGGUUAUUGCUUGUAGUUUGUACCAUUAGUUUUCUUUACUUUUUUAUUAUUAUUGUGCUGACAAGAAUUUGUAUAGAUGAGGAGGUUGAUACACUGCUAUCUAAUUCAAAUACUAUUCUGCAGCAGAAAUGUCAAUUGUGCCCUUGUGUUUUCACCAUCCUAACACCUUUUUUUUCUUUCCUUCUUUUUGGCGAAUAGAUACUAUGUGUAGAG